AAGUGGCCAGGCUGAGCUGACUUUUACCCCAGAGGAGGAGUUGCAGUUGCCGGCCAGGGCAGGUCCCAGGGCUGGCAGGGCUGGCCCUUCUGCUUCUCCACCUCCAUUCCUUCCUCCUCUCAUACUCCUCCUUCUCCUCCCUUUAAUCAAACUGCUGUGCAGUGAUGAACUUACAGGCAAAGCCCAUGAACAACACAGGAACAGGAAUGCUUAGAAAAUCCUGCCAACAAAACUUAUCUGCCUCAAGUGAGGGGAACUCCAGAGGCUGAGCCUUCCAUGAGAGAACCUCCACUGCAGAUUAGACUGUCAUCGUUUUGUUUUCUCAUCUAUUUUUUGCUGCGCUCACUGGUUGAGUGUACUGAGAAACUGAGGGGAUUUUUUUAUACACUUUGUUUUUCUCAAUUUUUGCUUUUGUAAACCGCAACAGUGGCAACCUUUUCAGUAGCACGGUGCAAGGACCAGCUCCACUCACCGAAGAUGAGCCGCUGGCUGAAAUGCACCUCCAUGCACUUUAACACAGACUGGAACAAGUAUGAUGAUCGGCUGAUGAAAGCAGUGGAACGUGGCGAGGUGGACAAGGUGGCUGCUGUUCUCAGCAAGAAGGGCAUCAUCCCCACCAAGCUCGAUGUGGAAGGACGCUCUGCGUUUCAUUUGGCUGCAACACGAGGACACCUAGACUGUCUCAGUCUCAUCCUAGGACACACUGUUGAUGUCACUGCGACUGAUGCCACAGGUAAAAAUGCUCUUCAUCUGGCUUCAAGAAAUGGACAGUCUCUCUGUGUGCAGAAACUCCUGCAGCACAACUGUCCAGUCGGAAAUGUGGACCUACAAGGAAGAACAGCUUUACAUGAUGCCGUCAUGGCAGGCUGCUCAUCCAGCGUGAAACUUCUCUGUGACAGCGGGGCUUCUGUGAAUGCCAGUGAUUUUGAUGGCAGGACACCUCUGGUGCUGGCAACCCAGAUGUGUCAUUCACGCAUCUGCCAGCUGCUGCUGGAGCGAGGGGCUGAUAUCACCAUACGGGACAAGCAAAACAAGACAGCGCUGAUUUUGGGAUGUGAAUAUGGCUGUAAGGAUGCAGUGGAAGUGUUGCUGAAAAGUGGCGCUGACAUCAAAGCGGUUGACGGCUUGGGUCACGAUGCAUAUCACUACGCUCGCCUCAGCAAGAACCCGGAGCUUGUCGCGAUGGUCAAAAGUUACCUCGACAAAGCCACCAGAGAUAAAGAGGCUGCAAAGAUGGAACAAUGGAAGCGACAGCAUUCAGUGGAGAGAUCAGAGGCAACUGAGGCUAACAGAAGGGAUCAGAUCAUACAUGACUUGGAGAGGCAGAACGAGACCCUGCAGGAAAGUCUCAGGAAGUACCACCAGGAGCAGAGAACCCUGUUAGAUCAGGUCAACGUGCUACAGCAACAGCUCACACAGGAAAAAAUGGCUGUGGAAGACACUCAGAAAGAGAAGGAACAGUUGAAGGUGUUACUCAGUGCCAAAGAAAGAGAGGAAGGGGCUCGAGGCCUGGAGACUGUCAAGGUCCAGCUUCGAAGUACUUUGGGGGACUACUCUGGGCAGUCUGUUAUCAAAGGCAAAGAAAACAUUUUGGUCAAACAAACUCACAGCUUGGAUUCCGAUCAGAUGCUUCAGAAUCCUGCCAUGUCGCGUUCACUGUCCAGACCUGUAGAGAAGAGUCAGUCAGCUAUAGCCUGGAACCUCUCUGGUGAGCUGGAUGCAGUCCGAUAUGAACUUGAGGCUGUCAAGAGAAAACAACAGGCGGCAGACGAAGAGACGGCGAGGCUUCAAUCUGCCCUGAACCGUAAAAACCGCGAGUGCCAAGAACUGGUUCAGAGCCGUGACACUAUCCAGAAACAGGCUGACCAGCAGGUUCAAGAACUUGAAGACGCCUUGGGAGACGUCCAGAAGAGGAUGCUGGACUCUGAGUGUAAGGUCAAACAGCUGCAAGCCCAUGUAGUCGCUGUUAAGGAACACUUAGGAGGCCAGGCGACAGAAGAACUGCGUGUCCAGCUCCAGGAUAUCAAGGCCAAGUAUGAAGGUGCUUCAGCUGAAGUGGGUCGUGUUCGUAACCGCCUCAAACAGAGCGAGAAGGCCUUGGAGGAGUACAAGUCCAGCGAAAGCCAGCUAGCAGCUGAGGCAGAGAGGCUGAACCAAGAGGUGGGAGCUCUGACUGCAGAACGAGAUGAAAUUGCAGAAACCCUUCUGGAAAUGGAAACCCAGUUGAGGGAGACCCAAACUAAACAUGGCAACACGGUACCAGCUGAGAAAUUUGACAACAUGAAAAACCUGCUGACCAAUGCAGUUGAUGAGAAGGAACGCCAGCUCUCUGAGCUGAGGGAAGACUACGAUCGUGUGCUGGAGGAGGUGGCAGAGCUCCAUCGAAAGCUGGACAGUCCGUCAUCCAAGGGAGGAUCAGGGGCGAUGGCUGUGGAGGAGCAACAGAGGAUACAGGCAGCUCUUGAAGAGCAGAAUGCUUCACUGAAAAGGAAAUUGGUGGAUGUGACUGCCAAAAGCCAGGCUCUAAUUCAUGAGGUUGAGGAGAGUGAGGAGGAAAGAGAUAUACUACGAGACCAGCUGGAUGAGCUUAACAGCAGGUUUGAGACGGACUUUAUACCCAUAAAGGACCAUGAGGAAGCUCGGAGGAACAUGGUAACAGCUUUGGAGGAGUUGGAGGACAAACUGGUAGAGGCCAGUGAACGUUAUGGAAAAGCAGAGGGACAAGUCCAGCAUCUUCAAACCGAGAGGGCCACGCUGCAUGAGAAUAUCAGGAGUCUCCAAAGUGCCAGCGAGAGACACCAGAGUGAAAUGGAUGCUCUGAGGUCUCAGAAUGACGAUCUGAUAAAGAAACUUGAACUGUUGCAGAAGAGAUGUGAAGACCAAGAUAAAGAGUGUGUACAGCUGACCACACAGAGCCAGACUCUGAAAGAGAGCUUGGAGGGCGAGUAUGUUCCCAGACAGCAGCACGAGCAAGUGAAGAUGGAGUUAAGUUCCACCUUAGAGAGUGUUAAAGCUGAGAUGUUGAAGUUGGAGACCAAGGAAAAAGAAAGUGGGGAAGAAUUGAAGAAUGUGAAAGAAGGAAAUGAUAAGUUGAAGGAAGAGUUGAACAAAGUUCUGUUGGAGAUAGAAAAAUACCAUAUAAGCAUAAAAGACCACAAAGUUAUCACGGACAAACUGAAUGCUGCUGUUGUUGAGGCAGAGAAUAGAGCAAAAGAAGUGUCAGUAAUGUAUGUGUUGGCCCAGGAGGAAACCGUAAAGCUUACUCAAGAAUUAGAGGCUCAGAAGAAAGAGCUUGAUACCAUACAGGAAGCUAUUCAGUCGAAGUUCAUCCCACUGACAGCGGCUGAGGAGAAAGAACACUCUUACAGUGCCCAGGUGAAGGAGUUGACAGUCAAGCUGGUGGAAAUGGAAGAUAAGUAUAACAAAGAAAGAUCUGCUAGAGAGAGCAACACACAGGAGAAAGAGAAACUAAAACUUGAGAUUGAAUCUGUUCAACAAAGACUAGACACUGCUUUAGUUACCAGUGAAAAGCACAAGGAAGUGGAGGAAGAGUUCAUGGGUAAAUGUGAGGAAUUGACUCAGAAGUUGGUCAACUUAGAGCAGCAGCACAAGGAGGUUACACUUCAGAAAGCUGAUCUUCAGGACCAGAAUACCCUCUGCAGCACUCAGAUCCAGAAUCUCCAGGAGCGUCUGAAAUCAGAGUUGACUCGAAUAGCAACGUAUGACACUGAGCUUAAAGCCCUCCACGAUGCCAUCCAGCAAACCCAGACCGAUUGCAAGAAAGCAAGAGAGGCUCAGCAGGAGGAGGUCCAGAGGGUUUGUGCCUUAAAGAAAGAACUGCAGGAACGCCACGGGGAUCAGGCUUCUCUGCAACAACAUGUCCAGGCAAGGGAAGCCCUGGAGGCUGAAGUAGCUAAACUUCAAAUGGCUCUCCGUGAAGAGGAGGAGAACAACGCCCAGAGGGCUGAAGAUGUGUCUGCUCUGCAAUCUGAGCUCCUUCAAGCCACACAGGCUCUCGAGGAGAGUCGCUAUAAGGAAGACCAAAUGAACCAGCUGAAGAAGGAGAAGCAGCAGCUGGGGGAGGAGGCUGCCAACCUGAGCAACAAGCUACUGAGCUUAGCAAAAGAGUGUGAAGAGGUCCAUAGGGAGGCUUCUCAAGCAAGGGAGGGUGAGAGCAAUGCUAGGACAGAGAUGGAGGCUGUCCAGGAGAAGGGACGUGGCAUUGAACGAGAAAUUAGAGAGCUGAAAGAGAGAUAUGAUGAGUCGCUCAGCACCAUCUGCGAUCUUCAGAGGAGGAUUCAGGCAUCAGCUCAGCAGACUGAAGCCAAAGACAAGAAGAUCACAGAGUUGCUGACAGACGUCGAGCGAUUAAAGCAGGCUCUGAACGGUCUGUCCCAGCUGGCAUACACGAGCAACGCACCCAAUAAGAGACAGACGCAGCACAUUGACACACUCCAAGCCCAGAUCAAGAGCCUACAGCAACAGCUGGCUGAUGCUGAGAGGCAACACAGGGAGGUGGUUUCAAUUUAUCGAACUCAUCUUCUCAGUGCAGCGCAGGGCCACAUGGAUGAGGACGUCCAGGCCGCCUUACUACAGAUCAUCCGCAUGAGACAGGAGUUUGUGUGUUAAAGUUUCCUCCGACAAAACACAAUGCUAACUGCUGACUCAGAUUCACCAUUUUCACAUCCCCCCUGCUGCAAAGUGUCCCUGCUGUGGCCCCUGUGGGAGCUCAGUGUGUGUUUGUGUGUUUGUCUUUGGGCGGAAUUUGUCAAAACAGGCUGUUCUGAAAUCCACUUUGUUGUAGUGUGGCUGUACUUUGGUUCCCAAAUAUCUAACUCUGUGUUGUGGGUACAGGUGAAUAACUGUAGGUUUUAUUGGUACAAAUGUGAUACUUCAACUUCAAUAGAAACACAGCAAAUGAAAACUCAAAUUUAGUUAAACUGCUAUUCUAUCAUUUCAAGCCAUUGUCCUGUAUCAGACUAACCAGUGAAAUAAUUUUGACUUACUCAUCUACCUACUGUUUAUGCAGAAAUGUUUUUCAGUUGCUGGCACAGUGUGUGAAAAUGCGAUUCCAUACAUUUCUGUCAAAUCUUUCAUAGAUGAUAAAGCAAAUCUCUGCAAUUUCUUCUGUGGAUUUAACCCAUUAUAUUCAGUACUUUGGAAGUUAUUUGAAAUGUGGGUCCCUUUCAUAGAUAACUCAGCUGAAAUGUAAAAUGGACAUGAACACAAAGUACACUUUUCACAUUCCCACCUGACAGUCAGCUCUCAUACACAAUGUUUUCGUAUUUAAUGGCAAUUUUUCGCCAGAAUUGUAAGGGUAGGUUGGCCUUUUUUUUUUUUUUUUCAAGCUGACCUUAAUACAAUACUCACAUGCCUGUACAGUAUGUGCAUUGACUGAGUUAUUGGACGCUAUAAUCGUUCCUCCUGUCCAUAGUGGCAGGGAAGAGAUCCCCUCCUGACAUGGUUUCAGUGCAAUUUUAUCGAAGGAUUAAUGAUGGCGGCCAAUCCAUAGCUGGUAAACUAUCUAACAUCAAAAAGACACAUUACGUCAAAAAGUGUGAAUGUCAAAAGUUUAGGUGGAUUUAUCAAUCUAUAAACAGGGUAAACAGAACAUUACUCUUUCUGUGGCUGUUCACAAGUCUCACAGCUUCUGCAAUAAAAAGCAGACUUCCUCCUAUUUAUUUUACAUACAGGUAAUCUAAAACACAUGUGUACAGGCGUUACCUUAAAGUAGCCAUAGCGGGCAUGUGUAAGGUCCUUGAUAAUCCUAUGCUUUUUUUAGUUGAGGUGAACAACACAUUGCAGUCAUUUCGUGUCCUUUUUGACAUCCUAAGGGAUGCGAACCAGCAAGUAAAUUUAAAAAAAAAAAAAAAAAACUUCCAA
Messenger RNA from Xiphias gladius (swordfish), 5883 nucleotides. RefSeq names its product uveal autoantigen with coiled-coil domains and ankyrin repeats b (gene uacab). The transcript is spliced from 19 exons. Bases 478 to 4629 code for a protein of 1383 amino acids. Lineage: Eukaryota; Metazoa; Chordata; Actinopteri; Istiophoriformes; Xiphiidae. The record is from RefSeq and is a predicted model, not a curated record. Gene Ontology annotation, molecular function: actin binding.